AUGACGAGUUCUAUCAAUGUGCUCAAAACUUGCCCUUUUUUCUCGUUUCUUUCGCCCAUUGACGUUGAUAAGCCCGUGUUUGCUAUCAGCGCCUCCCCCAGUCCACUCUCCCACCUCACAGGCCAGCAACAUGCGCUGUUCCAAGCACAUGUCGACUUCUUCGCGGGUGAAGAUGUCGGUCCUCAAUUCGUCUCACUCCCUUCAAACAACUACAGCCCCGUUAACUCAAAUAUGGUUGAGCAGUUUCGUGAUGAUGUUCGUAACCAGCCGGGUGAACGUUCGACAAGGGACAAUAUUACCUGUACCAAAAAGUGGGCUGCUGCCAAGUCCAUGGAGGAGGACAAGAUAUCUGUCUUCGAGCAGACUGGAAUAUUCAUCUUGGCAUGUCGGCAUGGCUUCGUGGAAUGUAUCACAGAGAUGAAGCGUAGCGGUGAACUCACGAAGUACGGACUUGCUGCUGUCAGCCGACUGCUUGAAGUCUGUGGUCAAGACCAAGGACUUGGCCAUGACAUUGGCUGCUCAUCGCGCAAAACUAUUGCUGCCAGUUCUAUUGGCAAUCUUGCCACCAGACUAAAUCUUGUUGUCGCUGUCAACGCUUUUCAUGGGUAUGCACACAAUUGCCCGGUGCCAGCUGCACCAUCAUCCACUUUACCUCCAAGGCUUCGGUAA
Messenger RNA from Suillus paluster, 669 nucleotides. RefSeq lists its product as uncharacterized. Lineage: Eukaryota; Fungi; Basidiomycota; Agaricomycetes; Boletales; Suillaceae. The transcript is spliced from 4 exons. The coding region runs from base 1 to 669 and encodes 222 amino acids. The record is from RefSeq and is a predicted model, not a curated record.